AUGGCCUUUUUCUCGGGACUCUCGAGUUCUAUCGGCAGACGGUUGCUGCUCUAUGGCUUGCGCCAUAUCGACAUACUUGACAAGGACCCGGCCGACUUUGUGAGCGUCGAUGUUGGAAAGCGCACCACGCUCGAGGUUCGCGAUGUCGGGCUGCAUAUCAAGAAACUUGUGUCGUUGUUGAAUAUCAGCGUGCCCCCCGAGAUCCAUCUAUCCAAAGCGCGAGCCUCGUUACUCCGAGUUACGUUUGUCCUCGAUUUCGGCGUACCCCAGAUAUCGAUAGAAGUGCAUGGCAUACAAGUUCAGGCAAGGCUGGUGGAGGAUGUACAAGAGGAUCACCAUGGGACUUCGCUACACUCACCGCCAUCUUCACGACCGACAUCGACCCUUCGUGCUCAAGACGAUUACGGCGACAGCGAUUACGAUGAUAACAAGCACGUACCUACUGUGGAUGAGCUAGCCAAGUCGUUCAUACGGGCGGAGCCUCUCGAGGAAAUCCAAGAGCUACAGCAAGAGCUGGCGUCUCAGUCGGCGUACAUGCAAGAUUCAGUCGCAUCCAGUGAUGACGAAGAUGAAAGUGUUGCGGGCACUGGCGCUCCACUAGCGCUCCCAGCUUACUUUCGCAAUAUCCUCAACACCGCGCUUGAUCGUCUGAGUAUCACGGUCAAUGACAUCGAUAUCGAAGUGGAGGACCAAGCCCCGAAGGAUAUAGAUUCAUCAAGGUCCGCCCAGAGCUUACCCGUGUCUCUCAACUUCCACGUCGAGCGCAUAACCAUCGAUUCAAUAACCUCCAAAGAUGUGCGCGUCGAGGUUGGCUCAACGUCCUCGCCUGACACCACAAAGCUAGGUAAGCGGCGCAUGCGCGUAGAGAAUAUAUGCGCGCGCCUAGUUUCGGAUGUCGAAAACUUGGUGUCUUCGUCAAGACAUUCACAGCCGCCUUCUCCAGCUACAACUCGGUCCGAAGCGUCGAUUAGCCAGAAAGCCCCAAGCGAACCGGCGAGGAGCCAAAUAUUUAACCAAUCCAUGCCAUCUAGUCAGUCCAUACACUCGAGCCAGUCUAUGCGCUCUAGUCAGUCAGUGUCUGAAGAAGAGGUAGGCCCUGAGGAGCAACCGGCGGAUGACGAGGAACUAUCCACAUCGAUUGCUUCAUCCAGGCAACCAUCUCACAUCGCCAGUCGGCGCGAAGAAAUUCCUUCGCCACCGCGGCCUGCGUCCCCAGAGCGCCUGCAAAUGGACUCUUCUGUGCACACUGUAGACGAUGAUCGUUUUGCAGAUGCUAACUCUGACGAUGGACUGGAUGACCGGCCUAUGGAUGACUCCUACACGCAAUCUCAUCAACCUCUGCCUGUGCGUGAUUUAAGUGUGAGCAGUAUACUGUACGAUGACGAGGGCUUGCUUGAUUAUGCAAUGCAAAAUGGUAUGCUCAACUCACGCUUCGAUGAUGCGCCGGCAAUGGAGGGGUCUGCAGAAGCCGCAAACCACUGGGAUUUAGAUGGCGUCAGCUCAAGCCAACACACUCGUCGUUCUGAACCUGCCAGCGAUACAUCCAUGUCCAACUUACCGACUGUAUCCGCCCUCGGGCGAUCUUUCAAUCCUCCAGAUUCCUAUAGCUCGCCUGCCGAAUCGAGGCAUUCCGAAGAGGCCCAGUCCUCUACUGAUAACUUAGCGGCGGCACAUGAACAUACGAAUCUAGAGAUCCAAAGCCCCGCACACAGUACGCACGAGCUUUCCGACUCGACACCGUCUCCAGGAGAAGAUUUGGCGGAGUCACGGUUCUUUACCCAUGACGAGGCGGAGAGCAUGUACAUGAGCGCGGUAAGUGCGAGGCAAGCCGGUUCCGGACAGCACGUUCCUGGAGGCUGGGAUUCUUCUUCGGCAUCAAGCAAAGACUCCGUCUCAGAGAUGCCUGAACCGACACCCAAGGAGACGGUUUCUUGUAUGAUCCUAGCUGAAGUGCCAGAAGUCGAUGAGGGCUGCGAGACUCCACGUCCAAGGAGCCGACAAAGUACCGCAUCGCCAUCACUUCCUGAACGUACACAAACUCCUGUACCUACCACAGUCGCAAUUCAGAGACAAGCGAAGCGAUUUCUUACAAUCGACGAGAUUACCGUGUGGUUUCCCAUGGGCUUAGGCGACGGGCAGGGUGGCGAGGCUGGAAUCGGAGAUACCAAUGACACGCCAGGCAUGGAUUUCAAGCCUUCAAACCUUGGAGAAGACUCCAUAUUCGCCGAGAUGCCUGGGUCGUUUUCCAACUACGCGUACGCGUCUUCGCCCAGACACAAGCCAUCGCUAGAAGCAUCCACGCGAGGACGGUCAGUGCCGAAGCCCCAGCAAUCGCCUAAUCCCCAGGAACAGUCCAAGAGGACGCAAACGCCAUCCAUCUCACUCGAUGUAGGCGAAGUCUCAGGGCAUAUGGACAUCUCAACUGGCCGCAUCAUGUUCGGGAUGUUUGGUCGAGCAAUGCAAGCUCUGGCUGGCGAGCCGUCCUCACCGGAAGACAUGACGAAGGCUAAAAACGAGAACGAGGGCGAUGUCUCCAAAGCUGUUGGUAUGGAUAUCGAACUUUCUAUCAAGAACGUCUCGCUGUCAUGGCUGGAGAAUGUUUCGACAGAAUCCAUCCGGGAAGGAGAGCUCUCGAACUGGCUCCUCGAACUCAACCCAUCGGGAGCUAUAUUGAGAGUCAGUCUCUCAAGAGUGCACGUCAACCGACAGAGUCGCAUACAAGCAUCGAGAUCACAGAUUCACAUCGGUAAAUUUGUGCUUGCGUCGUUGGACCAAGACCUCAUCUCUUUCCAGAGCUUACGACCGAAAUCAAGACGAUCUGUCAACGAUUUACGGGAUCAUCUCAAGCACGAUAUCGAGAUAGACUAUGAUCAAGGAACAGACGACCGUAUUACAGUUGUCACACGUCCAGUCAAGAUCAUGAUUGAUAUUCAAAAGCUGGACGAUGCGCUAGGCUCGUUUGGAGGCUUCAGUGGGAUGCUCGAACUGAGCAACUCGAUGAGCUCUGCUAGCACGGUGCAAAGCGCCGUGAUAGCCCCAGCGCAGUCGAAGCCUCGAGGUGUCCACUUCGGCGAUGGUCUUCCACCUCCUGUAAAAGCCCCUGUGCCAUCCGCGCCGGCUCCCAAGAUCCAGGUACAAUUUGGCGAAGUUUCUUUCACCCUGAAAGGCAAGACAUGCUCUGUGCAACUACAGACGACAACAGUCCGCAUUGCUGUGCGACAAAGCAAUGUACGUCUAAAGAUCUCGGAAAUACAACUCAUGGGACCAUAUACGAGCAUGAGCCAAAAGGGUGUACCUUUAAUUGUGGAGUUGAGGGGAACUACUCUCAACUUCCUCUUUGCGCCCGAGGAGACCGAUUUGGCCAGGCUUAUCUCCAUGAUCACGCCAUCAAAGGAUCCGUACGAGAACGACGAUGACAUUCUGAUCGACACGUUAUUGCGUCAACGACGAAAGGGCUCCGUCCUCCGCGUCGAGGUGAGCGAAGUUGGCAUUCAUAUUCUUGAUUUGCAACAGAUGAAGACGUUUGAGGCUCUCGGUGCCGAACUGGCGCGCUUGUCGAAGGUUGCAAAGUAUCUCCCAGAUGACGAUCGCCCAGGCCUACUCAGUCUCGCGUCAGUGAAGAAACUGGAUAUCAGGGUGGCUGUUAAUGAGAAGCUUGGAGACGUCUCAGUUGUACUACAAGAUGCGGCAGUGGCCCAUGUCGGUGUUCCUGCUUUAUUGGCUACUGAAAUUGGAAAGGUGGUUGUUUGCCGUGAUGACGAGGUGCUCGUCCAUGAAGUUGUCAGGCUGCGACCGUCGGAGCAGUUGCCUGCCAUCAUGUUGCGAAUGGUGGGAGACGAGAUGGAACCGGUUGCGAAGGCGAAGUUCUUCAACGUCUGUGUCGAAUACCGGGUCACGACCAUCAUGGCAGCGCUUGGUAUAUCUGAAUAUGCGAUGGGCGAGGAGAUCGCUUCAGGUCUUGCAUCGAGCGUCGCGACCAUUACAGGUGCCUCAUCGCCCCAAACACUCAGCCAACAGUCUUCCGAAGUCAGUUCGCCAUCACCCGGUCCUCCUAUCAAGCCGCUACAGAUCGACCUUUUGCUCAGGAAAUGCGCGAUUGGUCUCAACCCCCGGAAGUCGGUAUCGAAGGGUCUCUUUGUACUCACGGAAGCGCAUGUUGCGUGCAAGCAGACCAAGAGCGACUAUACCAUUACCGUGGAGCUGCGGAAAGCCUCGAUGCAUGCCAUUGAUGAUACAGCUCGCCUAGACGACGAACACGAGCCGGUGCCACCGUCGAUCACCACGAAUCGCCAUCUUCAUGAACUCAGCAAGUCGGGUUACGUAUCACUCAGUACGAUUUCGGCAGCCAAGGUGUUUGUGAAUAUCUCAGGCGAUGGAAAGGACCGGCCUCAGUUGGUCGAUGUGGAAUUCAAGAACGAACUCUUCGUCAUUGAGUCGUGCGCAGAUUCGACACAGACUCUCAUUGCCAUCUUGAAUGGUCUUCAGCCACCUUCGCCGCCAGCCACAGGAGAUCAAUACCGAACCAUCGUCCCUCUCCAAGAAAUGAUGGAGUCGUUUACAGGCGAUGCACUGGCGCAGGACGACUACGAGGAGGCUGAUGAUUUUAUGAGUAACGCUGAUCUCGUGGAAGAUGACUUACCAACGAAUCUGGAGUUUGUUGGGAGCAUCUACAACUCGCAGUCGUUACCGACUGACGAAGAAAUGGGCGAUAGUCUUCUUGGCGAGGACGAUCUCGGCGCUUUGGCUUCACCCCCAGCUGUACGGCAUCGUGGCGAUCCAGCUCUACUUGAAAGCUUCCAGGAGAAAUUUGAGAUUACUAAAGGCGAAGAAGAAUUCGACUUUGGCGGUGACUAUUUCAGAGAUUCUGAUGAAGAAGCAAAAGGCAAAGCUCGCAAGUGGGACUCUACUAAGAAUCAGUAUCAUCUUCCCAACGAGUUCAAAGCUCCAGAUGCUCCAGUCAAAGUCCGGGUUCGCGACGUCAACGUCAUUUGGAAUCUCUACGAUGGGUACGACUGGCCACGAACGCGAAGCGUGAUUAGCCAGGCCGUCGACGACGUCGAGGCACGCGCCGAGGAGCGACGACGCAAAGCAAGAGAUGAAGAAGACGACGACGACAACUGGGUCGAAGAGGACUUCUUGUUCAACUCGGUCUGGAUCGGCGUGCCCAUCAAGGACGAGAAGGGUGCCCUGGCUCGGCGCAUCAACCACGACAUUGACGACCUCGCCAGCGAGACUGGCAGCUACGCAACUACAACAGCGACACGCUCGACUGGCGCAACUUCUAGACCACGUGGCACGACCAGAUCCAAACGUCGUCUGAAGCUGGAACGCAGCAAGCACAAGAAGAUUGCGUUCUCAUUGAUGGGUGUUGCGGUUGAUCUCAUCGUCUUCCCUCCCGACUCGGGCGAGACCAUCAACUCUAUCAACGUUCGCGUUCAGGAUUUGGAAGUUUUUGAUCACGUUCCAACUUCAACCUGGAAGAAAUUUGUCACUUGCGCAGUCAACCCACUUGAUCGCGAGCUCAUCCGGCCGAUGAUCAAUCUUGAAAUUGUGACAGUCAAGCCCGUCACCGAUCUUGCUGCAUCUGAGUUGGUGAUCAAGGUCAAUGUACUCCCACUUCGCUUGCACGUCGAUCAAGAUGCGCUAGACUUUAUCACGCGCUUUUUCGAGUUCAAAGACGACUCGGUGCCCGCUAGUCCGCCACCUACCGAUCAGCCAUUCAUCCAACGUCUUGAAGUGAUGGCAGUCAGCAUGAAGCUCGAUUAUAAGCCAAAGCGUGUGGACUACCGCGGUCUGCGCUCUGGCCAUACCACUGAGUUCAUGAACUUCCUCAUCUUGGACGGGUCCGACAUUGUCCUGCGCCAUGCAAUCGUGUACGGCAUCACCUCAUUCGACUCGCUACACAAGACUCUCAACGAUGUCUGGACGCCAGACGUCAGGAGCAACCAACUCCCGGGCGUACUCUCUGGCCUAGCAGCCGUCCGGCCCCUCGUAAACGUCGGUUCCGGGAUAAAAGACCUCGUCGUGGUACCCAUGCGCGAGUACAAGAAAGACGGCCGCAUCGUCCGCAGUCUACAAAAGGGCGUAUACGCCUUCGCCAAGAACACAACCUCCGAAGUAGCGCGUCUAGGCGCAAAAGUAGCAAUCGGAACCCAAACCCUCCUCGAAGGCGCAGAGGUUUUCCUAAACCCGCAAACCGCACCAAAUCGUCGCCUCUCGCAAGACUGGGAGGGCGAAGAUCCAAGCUCCGACAACGAAGAACCACGCGCAGUCUCAAACUACGCUAACCAACCCAUUGGCGUCCGCGCUGGCCUCCGCAGUGCUGCCCGCCACCUCGAACGCGAUUUACUCACCGCUCGUGACGCUGUCAUUGCUAUACCUGCGGAGGUCAUGGAGGAGGGUAGUGGCACUGGUGUGGCAAGGGCGCUGGCUAGGCAUGCUCCGACUGUUAUAUUAAGGCCGGCGCUUGGGGCUACGAAGGCGCUUAGUAAUGCUUUGCUUGGUGUGGGGAAUGCGCUUGAUGAAGGGUCGAGGCGGAAGAUUGAAGAUAAAUACAAGUCUUACUAG
Molecule: messenger RNA, 6567 nt
Organism: Pyrenophora tritici-repentis Pt-1C-BFP
Lineage: Eukaryota; Fungi; Ascomycota; Dothideomycetes; Pleosporales; Pleosporaceae
Source: RefSeq, a predicted model, not a curated record